Zonotrichia leucophrys gambelii is the source of this 432-nucleotide messenger RNA. Its product is annotated as caltrin-like protein 2. Gene Ontology annotation, molecular function: peptidase inhibitor activity. Lineage: Eukaryota; Metazoa; Chordata; Aves; Passeriformes; Passerellidae. Gene Ontology annotation, cellular component: extracellular region. The record is from RefSeq and is a predicted model, not a curated record. The transcript has 3 exons. The coding region runs from base 50 to 280 and encodes 76 amino acids.
UGCGGGUGUCCCACACGGCCACGCUCGCACCUCUCGGGGACACGGCAGCAUGAAGGCGGCGGCCGCCCUGCUCCUGGUGGGGAUGCUCAUCCUCUGGGCAGAGCUGCCAACAGGCAGCGCCUGGUCCUGCCCCCCGGUCCGCUUCACCUGCGCCCUGCACAACCCGCCCAACCAGUGCUUCGUGGACCGGCACUGCCCCCGCGGCAAGAGGUGCUGCCGCACCUUCUGCGGGAGGAAAUGCAUCUCCAAGCCGCCUGCCAUCCCCGUCACCUACGUGUGAGCUCCGGCUUCCAGGACAGACUGAGGGUCACCUCAGCAUUGCCACCCCAGCUCAGCUCCAGGAUCACCCUGUGACAGCUGCUGCACUGUGCUCUGUGCCACCCCUUCCCCUCUCCCUGUGCUCCCACCGCUCUUUCAACAAAUAAAAGCGGC